AUGCUAUGGUCUCGCUGCCCGCUGCCACGAUCGUUCUGCAGGGCGAUAUAUCGACGUGAUCCCUCCCAAGUCGUCCUCAUCGCCCACCAGCUGCCCACGCCAGAACCUCAGGCUACAGCACGGGACUCGAGAUCACUUUGGAAGCAUUGGGUCGUACCUCGGACCGACAGAACGCGAAUUGGCAAGAUGGCGCCCAAGCAGGCCACUCUCGGCAAGUUCUUCGGAAGCAAUGGCGGACCAGCAGCGAAGCCACAGCAAGCGAAGCUGAAGUUCUCGUCCAAGGCCGAGCCGAAGAAGGAGCAUGAAGAGGAGGAUGUGAAAGCUGAGGCAUCCACACCAGAAACGAAUGGAACCACCAAGCACGAAGAUGUUGAAAUGGAUGAUGUUGACACCGCAAAGAAGGAGGAGGAUGUCUCGGGCGAUGAUGCACCAGUCAAGAAGGAGCCGGCCUCAUCUGCUACACCCAAGAAGCGUCGAGCUUCAGAGGAUGGCGAGGAUCAGGCUGAUGAAAAUGACGAUGAGCCUCCGACCAAGAAGCAGCGCCAGAAACCUGCUCCAGCCGGCACUAAGAAGGGCGUGGCGAAGAAGACGAACGGAAAGUCCAAAGUCAAGGCUGUGCCUGCAGAGGACGAUGAUGAGGUGGAAGAGGUGAAGCCUGCGAAGAAGUCGAAGUCGCCUACGCCUGCAAAGUCGGACAGCAAGACUUCUGCCAAAUCGACUGCAAAGAAGCAAACGAUCGAUCUAGACGACGAAGACGACGAGCCCGUAAAGAAGAAGCCGUCAAAGCCAGAACCUAAGACGAAGACACCGGUGAAACCGAAGUCGAAGGCAGCUGCUGUUCCCGUUGACGAGGACGACAUCGAUAAGAAUGACGAGAAACAGGUUGGCAGUGAGUCCGAAGCUGAAGUGUCUGAAGAUGAGGAAGAAGUCAAGCCAGAAGUGGCAGCCAAAGCUCGUGAGAAGGUCCAGAGCACUCUCAAAUCAUCUGGCAAAGACCCGUAUCCGGACUGGAAAGCUGGUGAUCCUGUGCCAUAUGCUGCGCUAUGCACCACGUUCUCUAAGAUCGAGAUGACCACCAAGCGACUCGAGAUUCUCGCUCAUUGCUCAUUGUUCCUACGACAAGUGCUUCGACUUACACCCGAAGAUCUCCUGCCCACCGUACUCCUCAUGAUUGGCAAACUCGCAGCCGACUAUGCAGGUAUCGAACUUGGCAUUGGAGAGUCUCUGAUCAUGAAGGCUAUCGGCGAGAGCACAGGACGCAGCUUGAAGAUCAUCAAAGAUGACCAGCAGAAGAUCGGCGACCUGGGACUUGUUGCUGCGAAGAGUCGUGGCAAUCAACCUACUAUGUUCAAUCCGAAGCCCUUGACUGUGCGAGGUGUCCAUGAAGGCUUGAUGAGGAUUGCUACUGUUGAAGGUCAAGGCGCUCAGGGUCGUAAAGUCGAUGGCAUCAAGAAGCUGUUGUCCAGCGCUGAUGUCAACAUGAAGAAAGGAGAGCAGAUCGACAUCAACAAGGACAAAGGUGGCCCGAGCGAGUCGAAAUUCAUCAUCCGCGCCCUGGAAGGCAAGAUGAGACUGGGCCUGGCAGACAAGAACCUUCAGGUUGCGCUCUCUCACGCCAUGGUCGCACAUGAAGUGUCCAAGGACGGCAAGAAGGUGCCUACCGAGGAGCAGCUGAAGAAGGGCGAAGAGGUUUUCAAAGCAGUCUACAACGAGUUGCCAGCCUACGAGGUCAUUGUGCCAGCACUACUGGAGAACGGCAUCUGGAAGCUUCGCGACUCACUCAAGCUGCGACCUGGUGUACCACUGAAGCCCAUGUUGGCGAAGCCCACCAAGUCCAUCGGUGAAGUGCUCGACCGCUUUGAGGGCAAGGACUUCACUUGCGAGUACAAGUACGAUGGCGAACGUGCGCAAAUUCACUUCGUUGCACACGAUGCUGAGCAGGACUUUGCCGCCACUGUUGCUCCGGCUGCAGGAAAGAGCGAUCGUGGUGUAUCGAAUAUCUUCUCGCGAAACAGUGAAGACUUGAGUAAGAAGUACCCGGAUAUUCUUGAACGACUGCCCAAGUGGGUCAAGGAGGGGACAAAGAGCUUUGUGCUCGAUUGCGAGACCGUCGCCUGGGAUGUCGAGAAGAAGCACGUACUGCCCUUCCAACAGCUCAUGACGCGCAAGAAGAAGGACGUCAAGACAGAGGAUAUCAAGGUCAAGGUCUGCGUCUUUGCCUUCGACAUACUGUACCUGAACGGCGAAGCUAUGGUCAACAAGCCAUUCCGUGAACGUCGCGAGGCUAUGUACACUGCUUUUGACGAAGUCGAGGGAGAGUUCGCGUUCGCACAAUACGGCAACUCUCGUGAGAUCGAAGAGAUUCAGACUCUGCUGGAUGACUCGAUCAAGGCAUCUUGCGAAGGACUGAUGGUCAAGAUGUUAGACGGUGUCGAAUCGCACUACGAGCCAUCACGCCGAUCGCAGAACUGGCUCAAAGUUAAGAAAGAUUACCUCUCAGGCGCAGGCGACUCGCUGGAUCUGGUCGUCCUUGGGGCAUACUACGGCAAAGGCAAGCGGACCAACUGGUACGGUGCCUUCCAGCUAGCCUGCUACAACACUAGCUCCGAGCAAUAUGAGACUGUCUGCAACAUCGGCACUGGCUUCUCCGAAGCUCUAUUAGCGGAGCUCUACGACACACUCUCGCCACUUGUCAUCGACCGACCCAAGCCCUUCUACGACCACUCCACGGGCAAGAACGACCAGCCAGAUGUAUGGUUCGAGCCGAAGUUCGUCUGGGAGGUCAAGACCGCCGAUCUCACGCUCAGUCCGAGAUACCGCGCUGCGAGUUCAGAGUUUGGAAAUGACGGCACUCACAAGGGCGUCAGUCUACGCUUCCCGCGCUUCAUUCGCGUGAGAGAUGACAAGAAUGCGGAACAGGCCACGAGUAGUCGACAGGUGGCGGAGAUGUACCGCGCGCAGGAGUCGGUGGGCAAGGAUAAGAAGCCGGCUGCUGAUGAUGAUUUUGAGUACUGA
Messenger RNA from Fulvia fulva, 3015 nucleotides. RefSeq names its product DNA ligase 1. The record is from RefSeq and is a predicted model, not a curated record. Gene Ontology annotation, cellular component: nucleus; mitochondrion. The coding region runs from base 1 to 3015 and encodes 1004 amino acids. The transcript has 2 exons. Gene Ontology annotation, biological process: DNA recombination; DNA biosynthetic process; lagging strand elongation. Lineage: Eukaryota; Fungi; Ascomycota; Dothideomycetes; Mycosphaerellales; Mycosphaerellaceae. Gene Ontology annotation, molecular function: DNA binding; ATP binding; DNA ligase (ATP) activity.